AUUUCAUUCUGACAAUUACACCUCUAAUUCACUCAGUCAUCAUAAUUGGUAUCCUAUGUAGUAUAAUAGUGAACAAAGUCAUGUAUACUUCCAUCAUAACCCCUUUGUGGAUCAAAUUCAAAAGGCUCAGUUGUAUUACUGGCUAUUUAUUACAACGGCUUAUGGGGAAAAACCAUAUUUUUAGAAUACUGUUGACUAUUUACUACAGUUGCUUAUGGGAAAAUGGUGUAUUUUAGAAGAUUUAGAUUCUUUUGUUGCUGUCAUUUUGAAGUUCUUGUCAGUCAAGUUUGCAGGAUAGGACAACAAUAAAGUCAUAAAUGGUUACAGUUUCUGACAGUGAAUUUUAUACAGUGCAUUCAUCAGUUUAAGAGUAGUGCAUUCAUAUUUACUACUGACAAGGAAUAGAAAAAGAAAUAAACUUUACUUACAACAUGAACAAAUUCUUUUUUUCUUAGAAAUAUAGAUGUUAGUUCCCUGAUGUGCCAGUUCCCUUACCUUCAAAUAUGUCAUACUAGUAUUAAGUUUUGUAUUAAAUUUCCCAUCUAUUAGGAAAUGUUGUAAGGUGAGAAAUGUGUAUCAGUGCUGGUGGAGCAUUGGGAAGAAAUGGCUUUGCUACUAAAUAUCCUCAGCAGCAGGUGGGUGUAAUUUACAGCCCAAAAGAGACAGAAAGGUGGAAUUAUAGCAGCCUAGCUUAAGGAAGAACAGUCUCUCUUUUGGAGGAACUCUUUCAUAUCCUGAUGGAAGGUUUUGGUGAAAGACCAUAGUCUUUUCCUUCAGAAGAAAAUGAAAUGCCAUUUAUCCAACAAGUGCUUGAGUUUCAUUGUGUUUCACUAUGCUUUCAGCAAUUUUGCCAGUAAGAAGUAUACAAAGUUCAUUGGAAAUAAAUACAUUUAGUAUGACUUCUGUCAGUUGUACCUAUCCUAAUUUUUGUGGGUUUGGGGGAGUGAGAGGGGAAGGGGUUUUUUCAGAUGGCAGAAGAUGCAGGCAGGAGCUGUAAGGACACAGAGGGAAAGGCAGGCAUUUCUUCUAUUAGAGGAGACCAGAGGAACUGAGGUCAUUCAAUAUUCAGUUAGGUAGCUGAAAACCAACAUGACUGCAUUCUAAAAGUGCACUACAGGAUGGGAGGAGAAGAGACAACAGGCAGAAGCUGGCCAGGGGUUCAGGAACAGCUUUCUAGGAAGAGCCCUAGGGGAUUUAGGGAGGAGUUUCUUAAAUGUAUAUUUGAGAUUAUAUGCUGUCAUUUAGAGCAGGGGCGGGAAGUCUCUCACAGUGCUGUAUUCUGGACUCAACCUCUUACUCUACCCCUAAGAAGUCUAGCAGCUAUUUCCUUUUCUUUAUCAGAAGGACAGUUUGAGGUUUGAGGACAUAGCCCAUGCUCUUAUCUUACUUCACGUCUUGAGUCACUCAGACUUUUUGUAAUAAAAAAAUGUAAGAUGCUCAGCACUGCCACAGGAGGACUGAAAAGUGAAGAUGUCAAACCAUUUACUCCUGAGAAAACCAAGGAAAUUGUGAUGUCUCUUCAGCAACCUGCAGUCUUCUGUAACAUGGUUGGCGACUGGCCAGCCCUGCACUGGAAUGCGAAAUACCUUUCUGCGGUGUUGGAUGGAAAGACAAUCCAAUUUAGGCUAGGUCUGAAGACAGUGGAUUUAGUUCCCCAGUUUGAAACCAGGUGUAACUACGUGAAGGCUACACUUGAAGAGUUUUUGGCGUGGAGUUGUGGGCAGCUGUCUUGUCUCUCUGGACCAUUCAGUUGUUACGAGUACUCCAAAUAUUGGGCUUAUGCUGACUACAAAUACAUUGCCAGGAUAUUUGAAGACAAGCCAGAAAUUUUCCAGGAUAUAAGGUGGUCUGACUUUGGUUUUCCUGGAAGAAGUGGAAAAGAGAGCACGCUGUGGAUUGGUUCUGAAGGAGCAAACACCCCCUGCCAUUUGGACUCCUACGGCUGCAACUUAGUGUUGCAAGUACAAGGAAGGAAGAGAUGGCACCUCUUCCCACCUGGUGACACCAGUUUCCUUUAUCCCACCAGGAUCCCUUAUGAAGAAUCCAGCAUAUUCAGCAAAGUCAACGUUGCCAACCCUGACCUGAAACGCUUUCCUGAGUUUAGGAACACAACAGCCCAUGUGGUUACACUCAAUCCAGGACAGGUUCUGCUCGUUCCAAGGCACUGGUGGCACUACGUGGAAUCCAUUGAUCCCAUCACUGUCAGCAUAAACUCUUGGAUUGAACUGGAUGCAGAUCAUGAAGCCCGUGUAGAAGAAGCAAUAACUCGAAUGCUAGUAUGUGCCAUAAAAUCAGCAGAAAAUCCCAGUGCUGGAGACGUGUGGCUAAAUCCCACAGAGGUUGAGGCAACAUCCCAUGAAAUCAAUCUUCAGUACCUGAAUAAAGCAGUGUCUGCAUAUUUCAAGUGUCAAAAGGCAAGUGUGUCAGAGCAGGCGUGUUCCAGCAGCACUGGCACAGAGCAAAGGACAAGUGCCUCACGCAAGAGGAAGAAAAGGGAAGUUGGCUGUGAACCAGAGGGCUACAGAUUACUAACCCAUGAAUUUGGCUUUUCAUCAUUUAAAGCAGAAAAGCUGCAGAAAAUACCUUUUGGGCCUCAUCUUAUUCAAGUUUUACCACAGCCUCAAGAAACAAGCUCAAUGGGUGCAGUUGCAGUUGAAAGUGACAGUAGAGAUCUUCUCCAUGAAAAUGAAGGAGGACAUUUUGGAAAAUUACACUGCACCAGGAAGCAAUUGGUAAUGAGUAAUGACUGUGAAACACCUGCACAUCAAAUAGAUUCAGACGGCAGUCCAAAUGCCUCAGAAACAGCCCUUUCUACCAAUGAUUUGCUAGACUGUUUGGUUAAUCCGCAUGUCAUCAAUUUAGUGGCUCGGCUGCUGUUAGAGAGAACAAGAGUUUAAUGCUGGAGUGCUUUAUCAUUUCUGAAAUAGAGAAAUCAAAUGGCAGCCUUGUUUUGGGUGUUUAAGGUCUGUAAUAAUUGAAUGUUUUAUUUCAAAUAAUUUUUAGGUACAGACAGACAGAGUUAAUGGUUAAGUGGCAGAUUUAAGUUGAGCUGAAAGAAGAAUAACUGGUUAAUGAUGGCUGGGAAGAGAAACAUGUGUCUCUGAGUCAGAGAGCUCCUCAGUGUUACAAACAAAACAGAGCAUACACAGUUAUACUCCCACCAUGAUGUGUGGAUGGGAUCUUUAAAGUGUUCUACGGCUCUGAGCUGUGAAACAAGUAUGGCUUGACAAUGGGAGUGGGUGCUGGGACGUGGUUACAUAGCAGAGGAGGACUGAGAGUGGGAGAACAUAGACUGACUUACUGUAGGCUGCAGCCCUUGACCACAUUUGAAGUGAAAUGGUCAAUAAGUGAUCAGUUGAUCACAUUAGAAAUAUUAAGCUCAAAUAAACCUAACCUCAGCCAAGAGGCAA
Molecule: messenger RNA, 3410 nt
Organism: Aquila chrysaetos chrysaetos
Lineage: Eukaryota; Metazoa; Chordata; Aves; Accipitriformes; Accipitridae
Gene: HSPBAP1
Product: HSPB1 associated protein 1
Exons: 8
Coding region: 1434-2897 (487 amino acids)
Molecular function (GO): 2-oxoglutarate-dependent dioxygenase activity
Source: RefSeq, a predicted model, not a curated record